UCCACCGUCUUGGACAUUCAUCUGUAAAGAUUGCCAAAUCUUAACGGAAAAUUAGCAGAAAAAAAAAUUGUGCAAUGAAACUAUUCUUCCUUUUGGGAAUCUGUUUCCUCUUUUCGAAUUCAGAAGCUUUCGGCUUCGGCUUUGGUAACGGAUCUGAAGAAGAAAGAAGCGUGCAAAUCUUGUACUUGAAUCAUCGACGAUGUAACGCUGUUGGCACGAAAGUUGUCGUAACUCGGGCGGACGGAUCGUCCGAAUCCUGCACCUGCCAAGGACCACCCACCCAACCACCAACGACGACGGGGACAAGCCCGGUACCAAGCUCUGCUACGUCCGCACCCCCCACAACGUCAGGACGACGUGGAGGCUGGCGACCCAGACCAACGCACCCACCCCCGCGCCCAAGAAGCACGUGGGCAUGCACCACUACUUCCUCUUCGCCGACGACCGUAUCUGCCGGCCCGACGACGGCACCCCCUCCCACGACGAGUGGAAUCCCCACCACGACCACACCCAUUGGAGGAUGAGAAACUUCAUCAAAUUUGAAAAACAUUUUCCAGCAUUUAAAUAAAACAUGUAUGUAGUGUGCGUAGUAAAACUACUUUGUGUUUAGCUUUGAAAAUUAUGUUGUGAAAAUCAUUUGCGAAAUUUGAAUUUGUCAUAAAUCUUCUUAAAUAGCUGUACUACAGUUUUAGAAAUUAUAUAAGACGAAUUUAUGCAAAUUAAAGUUAUUUUGCUUGCAAUCUACAUUUAAAUACUUUAAGAAAUUUUGAAAAU
Messenger RNA from Folsomia candida, 774 nucleotides. Its product is annotated as salivary glue protein Sgs-3. NCBI's taxonomy places the organism in Eukaryota, Metazoa, Arthropoda, Collembola, Entomobryomorpha, Isotomidae. The record is from RefSeq and is a predicted model, not a curated record. The coding region runs from base 75 to 524 and encodes 149 amino acids. The transcript has 3 exons.